Magallana angulata is the source of this 2114-nucleotide messenger RNA. Its product is annotated as fibronectin type III domain-containing protein 1-like. The record is from RefSeq and is a predicted model, not a curated record. The transcript has 2 exons. Bases 246 to 1850 code for a protein of 534 amino acids. Lineage: Eukaryota; Metazoa; Mollusca; Bivalvia; Ostreida; Ostreidae.
CCGUGACCCCAAUGUCAAACAACUGGAAAUGGAAAAAAUCCGCGACUCAUGAAUAUUCAUGAAUCACAAAUCAUGAGCUGCAUAGAGGGUACCGAUUCCCGAGCCUCACGAACAACGAAUUAUGAUUUUCGAUAAUGAAAUUAAUUAAAGUGCAAUGAUAUCAAUGACAGGUAAUAUGACGACCUUUGGGAAAGUUAAAAGGUAUAUAAAGAGCGGGCGAUCCGUGGAUCGGUACUCCAUCCAUCAUGGCUGGCACUAGUUUCGCUUUGGUGUGUUGCGUUGUCGUGUUGCCUUCGGUAGCUGGUUAUUGGUGGUCCAAUCAGAACCAGAAUCUGAAUAACAAUGUCAACGUAAACACAGGGUUCUACGACCCCCCUCCCGCCCCGGCGCCGGAACCCCCCGCACCCGCACCAAAGAAAGUAGUACACGCCACCAAAGACACCGUGGUCAGCAUCAACUUCCACGCCCCCAUCAAGAACAAGUUUAUCCCCACCCUCAACAUCGGAGGUUUCGGAGGCGGUCCCGCCCCCAAGGCCCCUUCAGCUUCACCCAAGAAGAAGAAGACUCCUAAAUCCCCCAAGAAAGGAAAGAGGCCAGAACCUAAAAAGAAGACCGCUGCUCCAAAGAAGAAGUCCAAGGCCCCCAAAUCAAAGGCCCCCAAGAGCUCCCCACCAAAGGGAUCUCCACCCAAAGGUUCUCCACCUAAGGGAUCCGGUGGCGCCGGACACGGUCUACCCAUGAACCUUGUCUUCAACAACAACUUUCCCCAGAACAUGAUGAACGUUGUCGGAGCUCACAAUAACGUCAGAGGCAAAGGCGUUCACAUGCCCAACAACAACGCUGGAGGAACCCAAAAGGUCAAACAGACCUACAAAGCCACAGGUGGAAUUCAGACCCAGGGUGGAUACCAGGGAGGACAGCAAGGAGGCCAGCAAGGGGGACCUCAGCAGGGUGGCGGACAAGGAGGGAGCCAGGGUGGAUUUGGAAGGUGGGGUGGAUCUCAUUAUACCAACAUCCACUCCGUCAAAUACCCGAGCAAUGACGUCCAAGUCAUCGGAAACGGAAACGAAGUCCACACAGUUGCCGGACUUUACAACAAUGUCAAGUACCAGAAGAAAGUGGCUCCUCCGCCCAUGCAGGGAAUGCAGUUUAAACUUCUUCUGAACUUGCUCCAGAAGAUGGUUGUUAAAGUGAAUGCUCCACCAAAAACCACAACUACAACCACAACAGAGCCUACAACAACAACCACUACCACUGAAGCUACCACAACUCCAGCAGAAACCACCACAACCACCGAGGCGACCACAACCACCACCACCACAGAGCCUACCACAACUACCACUGAAGCUACCACCACUACCACAGAGGCUACAACAACCACUACCACAGAGGCCCCAACCACUACAUUCCCUUAUAACCAAAUGUUGGAGAUCCUGCUAGCACAGAUGGCCUCUGGCUCCAACACACAGACACAGCAAGCCGCUGUUAUGGAUAUCAUGGGACGAGGAGGUCAGAAAGCGGUCUCCAUGAACGCCAACUCAGGAUAUGGUCAACAGGCUACUCUGGACAUCUUUGGUGCUGCCCAGCAAGCCCCAACAACAAUGGGACCAUACUUGGACCCAGUGGCUCAACUCGACCUCCUGGCAGCCGGUGGAUCCAUCUCUGGUGGCUCAUACGGCGGGUCUAGUUUUACCGCAGUCACCCCACCACCUGCUGGUGCAGGCGCCGCCGGAGCAGCCGUGGACCUCACUUGGCUGAACAAAUACAUGCCUCAACUGGCUCUCCACCAAAGGUCUCCAAUCAAGGUCAUCUCUGGUGGCAGUUACGGCAGCAGAAAGGCCGCCGUGUAGUGAGUGCAUUAACUAUCUGACUCUUAUACCGGUAUUGUUUUGCAAUUUGUGUCUCAGUCAAACCACCUAUAAAUCUAAUUUCUACGCAUUUCUGCCGGAGCCUUGUAUUUUAUCAGUAUUAUCUUUGUGACCAAUAAAGAACUUUUUCAUACUUUCGAUCAGACAGAGAUGUAUGAAAUCCGUCUUCUGGGACACGGUUGUGAUCAACUGCAGGAAUUUUGUGGUGUUCUUAAUGUUAUUUAUUUCAUUUGUGUUUUUAUUGUC